AGGGUGGACAUGCCCUCAUCUUCCUCUUGUUUAUAAUACAUUUAACCGACAAACUCUAAAAGGGGUAGGAGGAGGAGGAGGGUAAGGGACCAUGAACCAGCCACCAUCUUGCGAGCAGGUGAUGUUGGGUCAGCCAUACACCAUUGACCCUAUCAGCAUGCAGCUAUACCCUUCCACCUGCCUCCAGAAUUAUGUCUUCCAACAAACCUCCACCGCCCCUUCUGCUCCACCACUAUCCGAUCCAACCUCUCCUAACAAUACCCCAGGGGCUAACAAUACCCCAGGGGCUAACAAUACCCCAGGGGCCAACUAUACCCCAGGGGCCAACUAUACCCAGGAUUGGAACCAUUACGGCCUCAACCCCAUCACCAACCUUCACCAAAUCUACCUCAGUUAUCGGAAAGAUAACGCAUACGUCUUCACCGACACCACCCAGAAUUUACUGUACACGGCGAUUAUCGAUAUGGAGACGUCGUGCUUUUGCAUCAGUUUGGAAAAGGGACCGGGAGUAACCUUCAAUCUAGCCAGCAGAAAUGGCCAACACGUUCUGGACAUUCACCGCCACACCGAAAUUUCUUGCUGUUCCUCCUUAGAGAUGUUCGUCACCACCACCAUCUCCCCAGACAUCACCUUGGGCACAGUGGAGGGAACUAGGGACUACUUUACCCUCAGCAAUGUAUCUGGGGACGUGCUGUGUGAGGUUGUCAAGGAGGAGGAGAGAUGUUGUAUGUGUCGAUCAGCACCAUACCAG
Homarus americanus (American lobster) is the source of this 751-nucleotide messenger RNA. RefSeq lists its product as uncharacterized. The record is from RefSeq and is a predicted model, not a curated record. The transcript is spliced from 5 exons. NCBI's taxonomy places the organism in Eukaryota, Metazoa, Arthropoda, Malacostraca, Decapoda, Nephropidae. The annotation marks the transcript as partial.